Ixodes scapularis (black-legged tick) is the source of this 792-nucleotide messenger RNA. RefSeq lists its product as uncharacterized. The transcript is spliced from 2 exons. Bases 1 to 792 code for a protein of 263 amino acids. The record is from RefSeq and is a predicted model, not a curated record. Lineage: Eukaryota; Metazoa; Arthropoda; Arachnida; Ixodida; Ixodidae.
AUGUCGCAGCCUCUGCUCGAGUCCCAGGUGGGGUCCAAUGGAACAGCGGACCAGAGCUUAUCAAACGCUGGAAAUCUUUGGCGCGAGGGGGAGACGAAGGUGCUCUUGGAAUAUUACACACUCUACUCCCACCAGAUCGGACCCAUGAAAAAGUUUCGUACAAAAAAGGCCAUGUACGACAUGAUUGCUUCAAAAAUGAGGGAGCUGCUUGGAACAACGAGAACAGGCACCCAAUGCGAGACACGCUUCAAGACCCUAAUGAGGAAGAAGAAAAACCAAGUCGUUAAUAACAGAAAGUCCGGCUCCACAAGGUGCGCCGUCCAGUACGAACAAGAGUUUGCUGCAAUUGCAAGUUUUGACGACAGUGUGGAGCCCGAGGUGAUGAGAGGGGUAAGGAGCGUCAUCUACAAAGAGAGGGCGGCUGUUGGUGCUACGACCAGUGCACAUGUUGCAUCGGUGGGACCCGAUGAGCCCUCAGGAUCGACAGCAUCAACUCCCAGCCACAGGGAGGAAGCUCCUAGAAGGGCCAGUGAGAAACGACAAAAUGCAGCAGAUCGGUCACUUCGACCAAGUACCAACAGAAUGAGGCCUAUGAAUGUAUUUUUUGAAAAGAUGGCAGAGCUGCAGAAGGAGAAAGAAAUGAAGAAAGACGAAAGAGAAAAGGCGGCAGCAGCAAGAGAAGCAAGAAAAGAUCAGCGCCACCAGGAACUGCUGAGUGCCCAUCGAGAACACAUCGCAGCAAUAAACAGGCUGCUGGAGUGCAGCGAAGAGCCCGCUCACGUGGAUCAUUGA